Lates calcarifer (barramundi perch) is the source of this 4239-nucleotide messenger RNA. Its product is annotated as CD2-associated protein. The transcript has 6 exons. The coding region runs from base 14 to 373 and encodes 119 amino acids. The record is from RefSeq and is a predicted model, not a curated record. NCBI's taxonomy places the organism in Eukaryota, Metazoa, Chordata, Actinopteri, Centropomidae.
GAAGUCCUCGGAUAUGGAUCUGAUGAGUUUUGAUGACUUGUCGUCUACCUCAGAGAAGCUCUCUCACCCGACUGCUAACAGACCAAAGAUGCCUGGCAGGAGGCUGCCUGCCCAGUUUGGUGGAGGACAGUCGCCCAACAAGGAAGUGAGUGUGGAAAAAUCCUUCAAGAUGGAUGAAGAGGAUGCAGCCAAACCAAAGCUAACAGAAACCAGAAAGCCUUCCACAAACACAGUAACCCCGUCAACAUCUCUCCAAAAGCCCGCCACGGCCAGCGCCGAGACCAAGCCGAGCCCCGCAGCAGCCCCGAGCUCAAACAGCGUCUCUCAGAGCAGCAAGGUCCGGUUGGAGCCGAGGAACCGAGUUCCCAACUAGAUGAGCUGAGGAGCCAGAUGAAGGAUCUGCUGCUGUCUGUGGAGCUGCUGAAGGCCCAGCAAAUGAAAGAGAUAGCAGAGCUACGACGAGAGCUGGAUGAGGAGAGGCUAAAGCGCGUGGCCCUGCAGAUGGACAUAGAAAAACUAAAGCGGACCGUCCACUCGACGUGAAGCUCAUGCUGCAAACAACAGCAAGCCUCAAGGUCAGCUGCUUGGCCUGUCGACCAAUCAGAGAGCAGGAGGGCGGAGACGGACGGAUAGUUGAACGGAUGGAGAGAGGGUGGGGAAUCAAAUGAACCACCUCAAGCACAAUCCUUUUUCAGUCAUCUACAAAACUAAACUCUCCCCAUAUUUGUAAGAUUUACAUUUUGCACAUAUAUUUUUUUUCAAGCUAGAUGUAAUUAAGUUACAGAUGUAUAUGUUUCUCUUUUUUUCUUUUUUUUUUUUUUUUUUUGCCAACACAAGAAAACUGAGGCCUUACUUCAAACUACUGCGCCGGACUUGUAACUCUGCCACUCAUGCUCUCUCUCCCCUUCACUCCGGCGUUCCUCGAACUCCUCGGGGAGGAGGUUCCCUCUCAUUACUACUGACUUUGUAUAAAGCAGGGGGCACUUGUUUUCCUCGCCUAAUUUUCUUUCUCAUAUUUUUUAUAAUGCACAAAUAGUUGAUUUUAAAAAGUUUGAUUUCAGUUAACUUUGGAUCCUUACUGCAAAUUAUUUCCUUUCCUUCCUUCCGGCGCCUGUCAGCAGUACUCCACUCUAUGGCUGCAGAGCUUCAGAGAGAGCCCUGCUUUUCUUUUUUCUUUGUCUUUUAUAUGUUUUCUAGCAUUCCUAUCCAGGGUAACACUACUGUGCCUGUUAGAAACAAAAUUCUAUUAAGUGUUUGUAAUGGGAGCUUAUAUUUACCACGAUGGUGUCUGGAAAAUCUGCAGCAUGAUAUUGUAUAUCUAUAUUUUUUAAGUCUACUGACAUGCUUAGUCAAAUACUAUAUAGAGGACCUCUUCUAUGCUGGUCUCUUCUAUUUUUGUCAAACUGUUUCACCCACUGGGAAUGUUCUCAGAAUUUAAGCCAGAGAGUCUGCAGAUAAUGCAGACAGCCUCCACUUGCAAAAAAGGAAAACCUGAAGAGAAGAGAAAGGAAGUUGUUGCAUUCCUCCAUCAACAAGUUUGCUAACCAACACGUUGGCACAUUUAUGAAAAAGGCAGCCCUGUUAGGAUCAUCUCUGUUAAUCUGGCCAUCAUCCCUCUAAUCCCUGCUGUGGUCCAUUCUACCUCUUUCUCCCCUUUCUCCCAUCCUUCUUUGAUUCAAAGUGAAAGGAGCCCUGACUUUCUGCUCCAUUAUGUGUUAUGCAUGAGCCUGCACAGCACUCAUCAGUCAUCCUUUCAUUAUUGUACAUGCAUCUGCCUGUCUUCAUAUCUACAUAUCAUAUCUUUACCCACAUUCCAAGUAUACAAGUUAAGCUAACUGGAAGCACACAGUGGAGCCUAGAAAUAAUAAUGAAAUAAACUCUUGUUCUCCUUAUUCUAACUCUGUUGGAGGAGCAAAAACUUAAAGCCCCUAUGUGUAGAAUUUUUGAGUGUAUAUUCCUAUCAAAUUAUUCUCUUGGUAGAUGUUUGAAACAAUGCCGCUGAAAAUUGGCAAAUAUAUUGAUUGGAUGAACAUUGGUACUGACAUUCAUGGUCCCCAAAGGAAGAAUUUGAUCCACUGAGUUUUCAUGUUACACUACCAACAGGUCAAAGUUUUGAAUUAUCCAGUGAAAUAUCUCAAUAUUUAGCAGGUGCACUGGGCCAAAGUUUGGUACAGACAUUUAUCAUCAUGUGUGAUGUAUUUGGUCCAUGUACAUAACAGCCAGUUGAUUUUCGUUUUGGAUUGGGAAAACACUGAUGAGCGUUGAACAGAUGACAAGCCUUUUCACAUUUUUUGUUUUAGAAUAAGGACCAGACCUGAAAAAUUAGCCAUUUUCUAAUUUUCAUUUUGGAACAAUGAAAUUGGAAAGAAAGAAUGACUAAUUUUAUGUUAACACAGGGAAAAUGUCGACACACAUUUAAUUUAUUUCUUAUGUUUUGGCCCUUAAAAGUCACCCAAUGAACAUUAGCAGAGGAUCUCUGUAAACCAGCACAGUCCUUUUCUGUUCUGCCCAGCUAAGCUAGCCUUAGCUAGCUAUUUUUGCCCACCUCUGGUGAAAACAGAAGAGCAAGAAACAGCCUGCUAUGAGCCCAGAUUUUCAGUCAGUCCUCCUUCUUUUUGCUGCCCAAAAUGGCGAAAAUAGCUACCUCAUCUGUUUUCACCUUAGCGAGGCAAAGAUAGCUAGCUAAAGCCAGUUAUAUGCACCCUAGCUGGGCAGCACAAAAAAGUACUGUGAGAGAUCCUGUGCUAUCGUUCAUUGGGUGACUUCCGGGCAAAAUAAAAACACUUUAAUGCAGAACGAUGGGAAAACAGCUUGUUUUUUGUUUACAGUGUUUUUUUGCAAAAUGAACAACAGGAAAGUGUUGUCAUCUGUUUGCAGUUUUCCCACUCCAAAAUGAAAAUCAGUUGGAUAUGUCCUGAUUCCUUAUCAAGCACUAAGCACCACCAUCAAGUCCAAAUUUUAGAGUAGCAUUAACACUGUGUGUUUCACAGUGUUUCACUGCUUUUUCCGGGUGAUGGUCACCUGUGACACUGAUACUGGGUAACCACACCUCACAGUGAUGUCACGGUGUACUCACACACCCUAGAGUACACCUCUACAUGAUUUAACAAAUUAAAUGAAUCUGACCAAGAUAUGCUCUGAGGUGAACAUUUUACAGUUAAAAAAAAUGAACUUGUUAGUGCGGUCUUUGGUCACACUUACCUAAACAUAUUUUUGGAGGAUGUUAACAUUUAGAUCAUAAGUAUAGUCUCACACAGCUGCUAGAAUGACUGAGUCUUUGUCUUGUUUCAUUCUACUGCUGAGUCACACAUAGAGGCUUUGAGAUGUAGCUCAUUAACAGAAUAUAAGAUGCUUACUGUCCAUUUUCUCUCAGUACAGAACUACUGCUACACCUCAGCACACUAAUCGUUGUUGUAAUACUGGUAUAUCUGAAUUCUUACCACUGCUAGCAGGGGUCAGGGCUGCAGAGAUGAAGAGCACAGUGCCAGUCAAACUAAUGUAAUGUAGGAUGUGAAUUUCCCUCAGUAAUGUCUAACUUUUAUCUCUGAGCUCUGAGUGUACAGUGUGUAGCUCUGUGCUGAUAACUAGCUUAUCUCAGCGUUGAGAUGCUUGAGAAACUGAACAGUAAGUUACAAGUAUAACCCUCUCUGGCCUCUGUACCGGUCAGAGGGAUAUUUUAGCCCUAUUGGUCACAAUAUUAACAACAGAUUUCAUUUCCAGUUCCUAUUUUUUCAUUGUUGCUGUUGUUUUUUUGUUUUUUGUUUUUUUUAAAUCAUCCUCAGGCUGAUUCCAUGUGUCUGAUGUGUGGGCAUGUGCAACAGUGUCCAUGAUGCUAAAAUCUGGACUCCAGAGUGCUUUGACCAAGUGGAUGCCGUAUAUCUGACCUUAAUGAGCAUGGCGCUCAUGAAGUAUGUCGAUGCCUGACGUAAAACAAACUUCCUUUUAGCACACAACUCCUUAAAAGUAUGGCUGGGCAAUGAAAUAAUUACAAUGUGGGAAAGAGCGAGGAUGGGUGGGUGGAUGGAUGGGGGUUUAGGUGACAGCUCUUUGUGUAAUAUCUGUAAUGCGGCUUAACUUCCACAUAUUGUACAUUCCAGUUUGACACCAAGAAAAAAAAAUCUGUGCACAUUUAUAACAUAUUUUCAAGUGAUUUUGUUUACAAGAGCUGUAUCCUUGCAUGAGCUGAGAUUCUUUUCAAAAAUGAAUAAAUAUCAUCUUUAUUUACUGUCACAGACUCAA